CGCAUUUCCUGCUUGUGCCCUCGCAUCACGCCAAAAGUUCACUUUAUUCAUACACUACCCAAAUUACAACACAACAUAACUCUUCGAGGAUCGAACCGACAGGAACUUGACCAACAACUUUCAAGAUGUCGGACGUAGAAGAGAACAACGCCCCCGAGGUGGCUGAGGAGGUCGAGGUUUCCGCCGAUGCCGGCUCCAAGGGCCAGAUGUCCGUUCUUGACGCCCUCAAGGGUGUCCUGAAGCUCGCCCUCAUGCACGACGGUCUUGCCCGCGGUCUCCGUGAGGCUUCCAAGGCCCUCGACCGCCGCCAGGCCCACAUGUGCGUCCUCAACGAGGCUUGCGAGGAGGAGGCCUACAAGAAGCUUGUCAUCGCUCUCUGCUCCGAGCACAAGAUCCCCCUGAUCAAGGUGCCCGACGGAAAGCAGCUCGGCGAGUGGGCUGGUCUCUGCGUGUUGGACCGUGAGGGCAACGCCCGCAAGGUCGUCAACUGCUCUUGCGUCGUCGUCAAGGACUGGGGUGAAGAGUCCCAGGAGCGCUCCAUCCUUCUCAACUACUUCCAGACCGAGCAGUAAAUUUGGGUAUGACUUCAUGAUUUGAAUUUGGGCGUCACUAUGGGGAGAAGGAUUUUUAGAGGGGUGGCGGGGAAAUCUGGAACCGUCGCUAUGAACGAUCUUUCGGUUGUACUCUAGCUUCUUCAGCUGGCAUCUCGAAACAAAAAAAUGGAGGACUCCCUCUGGAGGUCAGGUCAACAUGCAUCAAAUACAAAUAAAGAGAAACGGCAUUGGGCACUCUUGAACCAAACAAA
Colletotrichum phormii is the source of this 805-nucleotide messenger RNA. Its product is annotated as 40S ribosomal protein S12. Gene Ontology annotation, molecular function: structural constituent of ribosome. The transcript is spliced from 3 exons. Gene Ontology annotation, cellular component: ribosome; cytosolic small ribosomal subunit. Bases 126 to 572 code for a protein of 148 amino acids. Gene Ontology annotation, biological process: translation. Lineage: Eukaryota; Fungi; Ascomycota; Sordariomycetes; Glomerellales; Glomerellaceae. The record is from RefSeq and is a predicted model, not a curated record.